Molecule: messenger RNA, 167 nt
Organism: Funneliformis caledonium
Lineage: Eukaryota; Fungi; Glomeromycota; Glomeromycetes; Glomerales; Glomeraceae
Source: the annotation of a GenBank genome assembly
AUGAAGUUUCAGCGUAAAAAGAUUAAUCCCGCGUUCUUACGAGGUUAUGUUUACAUUCCAAAACUCCCAGAUUCCAACAUGUCCUAUAGAUUUUUGCAAAUAAACCGUGGUGGUAACGGGAAACGGUUGUUAGGAGAAAUCCAAGAAAAACAUACUGGUAUUGUCAU